This is a messenger RNA of Mycosarcoma maydis (corn smut), 1416 nucleotides long. Its product is annotated as putative GDP-mannose transmembrane transporter. The transcript has a single exon. Bases 1 to 1416 code for a protein of 471 amino acids. The record is from RefSeq and is a predicted model, not a curated record. Gene Ontology annotation, cellular component: Golgi apparatus. NCBI's taxonomy places the organism in Eukaryota, Fungi, Basidiomycota, Ustilaginomycetes, Ustilaginales. Gene Ontology annotation, molecular function: GDP-mannose transmembrane transporter activity; antiporter activity.
AUGUCCUCGGGUAGCAGAUCCUUCUUUACUCCUCAAGAAACCCGGCUCGAGCUUCCGCAAGGCGCAGCACACCAAACGCCUGACAUCACACGACCAGCAAGUCCUUCAGAAAAUGAUCGAGCUCCCUUCCUGAAUGGUGGACCCAGCGAUGCGCGUGAGGAUGUGCGUAUGGGCGCCAAGGCUCUGCGCAACGAUUCGGAAAAGCCUGCUGUAGGUAUUAUGGCGCUGGCGCCGAUUCUGUGCUACUGUGCUGCUAGCAUCACCAUGACGGUUGUCAACAAGUUCACCGUUUCGGGCCGCGGCUUCAACAUGAAUCUCCUCGUCCUCCUCAUCCAGUCUACGGUCGGUGUCACCUGUGUCUGGAUCGCCGAGCGUGCUGGUCUGAUUCAACUGCGUGGUCUCAACGCGAAAGAUGCUUGGAACUGGAUGCCGUUAAGCAUCAUGCUGGUCUUUGUCAUCUGGACGGGCAGCAAGGCGCUCCAAUAUCUCAACAUUUCGGUCUAUACUAUCUUCAAGAACCUCACCAUCAUCCUUAUCGCGUAUGGUGAAGUCAUGUGGUUCGGUGGUCGUGUGACCAGGAUCGUGCUUUGCAGCUUCCUGUUUAUGGUGCUCUCGUCUGUCAUUGCCGCCUGGUCUGACAUCUCGAACGUCUUUGCGAUUGGCAACCUUUCCAUGCCGCAUACACCGGACUCGAUCAUGGGCGGCAUGGCCAAGGAUCCCAUCACGGGCGCUCUCUUUCCCGCCUUCGAUCCACUCAAGACUGAGAAGGAUGCGAUCAACGCUCAGCUUCAGAGCGCUUCGGCCAAUGAUGUUAUUGAGGGCUUUCAGGGCUAUGGCCUUCUAUCGAGUGGCUACGUAUGGAUGGCGCUCAACUGUAUCUGCAGUGCCACCUACGUCUUGCUCAUGCGCAAGCGCAUCAAGGUCACCGGCUUCAAGGAUUGGGACACCAUGUUCUACAACAACUUCCUUAGCAUUCCUGUUCUCCUGCUCAUGUCGUUCCUGGUUGAGGACUGGUCGUACGCUAAUUUGCACAAGAACUUCCCUGACGACAAGCAGACUAAGCUCAUCUCGGCCAUCGUCUUUUCAGGAGCCUGUGCCAUCCUGAUCAGCUACACCACUGCAUGGUGCAUUCGUGCCACCUCCAGUACCACGUACAGCAUGGUGGGCGCCCUGAACAAGCUUCCCGUUGCUCUCAGCGGUAUGGUUUUUUUCCACGACCCACCCGUCACCUUUUCAAGUGUCAGUGCGAUUGCAGUCGGCUUCUUCGCGGGUCUCGUGUACGCAUUUGGUAAGAACAAGCAGGCCGAGGCGGCCAAGCUUGGUGGUCACGCCUCUGCAAAUGGCAGCUCGAGCAUGUCUGGAUCUAAGGACGGCUCAAGUCUACCCAUGCACACCUUCAACGAUAGGAAAGAUUGA